CGGCUCCGAGAGACAGAAAGAAACAUGUGUCACUGGGAGAGACAGAAUGGAACAAAACGUACAGUUCAAUGACAAGUAGAGGCUUUGGGAAGCGUAGGUAGGUGGAGAGUUGCAGAAGUAUAUCCAUUUCCCUCCCUCUCAUUUUCUUUAAGGGUGUUUUUCUCAGGGUUUUUAAACUCUUUCUCCUCCCCACGGCAAUCAGCCAAGCUGGGGAGAAGAGAUUGUCUCUGAACUUAGUAGUGUGUCUUGGCACAGAAGACUGAUAGUCAACAAGUAAACAGAGUUGACAACUGUGGUAACCACAGGAGCAAAACCUGCUCAGUGACAAGGAUGAGGACUCCUGCAGAGACCUGUGACCAGGAGCUGAGAACAGGUGCAAAGAAAGAGCAAUGCCUUCAGGAGAAAAGCCUACUUCUGUGUAUGCUGCUCAGUACUCUCCUGGGCUUAACACUGCUUAUCACCUACAUUGUGAUGACUUGUAGUCUAGGAUCCUGUGAUGUCAAGCUGGAUCUUACACUGUUGGCCAGACUCCUGAAUUCUAGGAAUGACACUGUAGACCCCUGUGAGGAUUUCUACAAAUAUGCCUGUGGCAGAUGGGAAAGCCAACACUCAAGCAGAACCACAGAAGAGUCACUAAAUGUAUUUGAUGUGUUGUUGGAAGAAAACCGGUUGAUCCUGAAAAGGCUUUUAGAGGGCCCACAUUUUGGGAUAAGAAGCUCAGCUAAGGAAAAAGCAAUCCAGUUUUAUCACUCCUGCAUGGAUACCCAACAGAUAGAAUCCCAAGGAACUCAGCCAUUGAAGGAUCUCCUAAACCAGGUUGGUGGAUGGAAUAUCACAGGUGUGGGAAAAGCAAAAGAUUUUAAUGAAACUCUUCAGACUCUCAUGGGCAGAUACAGCACUUUUCCCUUUUUCAGAGUCCAUGUGGGACCUAGUCCUUUUGACCGCAAGACCAAUAUUAUUCAGAUUGACCAUCCUGAGUUUGACAUGCCACUUGAGAGAGAACUCAAAGAGAAAAAUUAUCUUGAGGUUCUCCGUGUGUAUCUCUCAUAUUUGAACAAACUGGGGGGCCUACUUGGAGGGCUACAGGAUGGUCUCCCUGAUUACUUUUCCCUUACCUUAUCCUUCAUCUCUAACCUCCAGCAAGUUGUGACCCCAAUAAAGGAAAGACAGCAGAGGCGGAUGCUGUUUUUUCGCACUACCAUCAGGGAGUUACAGGAAAAGGCACCAGCUAUUGACUGGCUGUCAUGUCUCCAGGCUGUCUUCCAUCCAAUGUCAAUGAACCUGUCUCAGCCGAUUGUAGUGCAUGACAUGGAUUACUUAAGAGGCAUGUCACAGCUCAUCAAGAAGUGGCACAAGGAAAGGGUCCUUCACAUUUAUAUGAUUAUUUGUCUGAUUGGGAAUCUCUCCCCAGCCCUUGACAGUCGAUUCCAAGAUGCACGCGUGGAGGUAUCUAAGAUACGUUAUGGAAAAAUGGGAUCUAGAAUGAUUCUAGCUGAGCGCUGGAGGAAGUGUUUGACUGAUACCAGCACUUUCUUUGAACCAGUUCUCGGGCAGAUGUUUGUGCAAGAAAUUUUCCCACUGCAGACCAAGAAACUUGCUGAACAGAUGUUCUUUGAGAUCCGAGAUGCCCUCUAUGGUGAACUGGAUCAGUUGGAGUGGAUGGACGAACAGACUCGCCAAGAGGCAAAAGCCUUGGUUUCCAAAGUACAAGUGGAAAUUGGCUAUCCAGCUCACAUACUCCAGACUGACAAAGUGAACCUGGAAUACCAGAAUUUGGAGAUAAAUGAAGAAACUUUUUUCCUCAAUGUGGUAGCUUGCUUGAAAGUACUGCGGGAAAAUUCCUACUUGAAACCUCUCCAGCAUCGCUCACAGGAUAACUGGCAUGUGUCCCCCUGGACUGUGCAUUCAUACUACUCAAUAAGGCACCACAUGGUGGUCUUUCCUGCUGGAAUGUUCCGCAGCCCAUUUUUCCACAUGGACUUUCCCAGUGCUAUGAACUUUGGAGCCAUUGGAGUCUUCAUGGCGCAUGAACUUCUUCACGCAUUCUAUGCUUAUGUGCUGCCUGGGGGAUGUCCUACAUGCAACAGAAGUACACUACAGAAAUCUAUAGACUGCUUGGUUAAACACUAUGAAAGCUAUGACCUUAAGGUCAAUGGUACUUUUACACUGUUGGAGAAUACAGCUGACACUGGAGGGCUCACCAUUGCUUACCAGGCUUAUAAGAAUUGGCUGAAAAAGCAUAAAGAAGCAAAAGUUUUACCUGAGACUGAACUGUCGCUCGAUCAGCUUUUCUACCUCAGUUUUGCUCAUACAAUGUGUGGACAUCAGGAUCCUGAGAAACUACAGUCUUCCCUGAACACAGAUCCACACAGUCCUUUGCCACUUCGUGUCUGUGGGUCUGUCAGUAAUAGCCAGGACUUUGCAAAGCACUUCCACUGUUCCAGUGGAUCUGCAAUGAACCCAGACAACAAGUGUCGUGUCUGGUAAUCUGCAUGGAAAAAGAGAGGAGGAGAGAGAUGACCCCAGGGAGAGGAAGGCCUGACCCAUGAAUAUAUGACCAUCUUCUCAGGGCCACUAGGGUGAUAUGGUGCUCUUAUUCAUCCCUUUACCUUCCUUUUCUGGUUAUCUUUUCCUCAGCAGUUUAUGGCAGCAAAAUUCUUAAACUGGGAAGGGAAGAGGGUCUCCUCCUACUGCUCUCAGCUCUGUCUCCCAGGUGCAGCAGCUCUGGAGCUUAGCAAGUCCGAAGACAGUGAGAUAACUAGUCAGUCUCUAGCAGGCAGCAACAUCUGAAGACUUGUAAACAGAAGGGCUGUUACAUUAUUAGUCCCUCUGUUUAGCACAUUUCCCUGUCCACUCUAGCAGUCUCAUAGUCAUGUUGAAUGGACAGAGCAAAAAGCUGGAGCUUUCAGACUUGCUUAUAUAAGACUGGCUUUUAGGGAAAUCCUAUGAGUCACUAUGCAAACACACAUGUAAUUUACCAGAGAGGGAAGAAUACUCUUCACUUCUUCUGCCAAUAAAUGGAGACAUACAGUAGGAAAGACUCAGUGGCUCCACUUCUAGGCUGAAAGAUAAGUCACUUAAUAAUGAAGGCCUUCCCUGUUCUGUUUUUCUUUCAUCAGCAAUACCCGUAAGAGACAAAAGAGGAAAGCAUCCCCAUUGGUGGAAGGGGGACUGGGAGCUGAGAACAGGUUCUCUUUUUUCUCUCUUUUCCAACAAGAUUCUCCUUUUUGAGUCUCUGUUUAGGGUAGAGGAUAUGGUUGAAGGUGGAGUACAGGACAGUCACACGGGUUUCUAGAAGUCUCUGAACACUGAACAAAUAGAAUUCCAAGAACUUCUCUGGAUCCUGAACCUCAUUCAUCUCUAAAAGUUCUUGCACCUCUGCAUUUACUAUCUGAACAGAGGAGUAGAGCUGCUGUAGGAUUUUACUUUUUACUUGAAACUUAAUUUUAGGUAUUAAUUUACCUUAGAGGAAAAUGACAGUAAAAAAUAAUACAUUUUAGUGUGGAAGUAGGAUUGCUUAAAGCACAUUCUCAAUAGCAACCUAAAAAUUACAUCAAUUUCAGGUUCUGAUAAUUAGAAAAUUUAUACCAAUGUUAAAAAUAUACCAAAGUUAAUGAGUAUACAAAAUACUCCCACCUCUUGCCUACUCUUCAAACUGUUCUUGAUUAUGGGAGCAUUUUUAUUUUACUUAUUAUGUGGCUGCCUGGGUAUUGUUUGUGGAAUAGAUGAUGGCAAGUGGAAACAUCCCUUAUCAAUAUAAGGAUUGUAAAAAUUGUGAAAAUCCUAAUAACUGUGUUAAUACUUUUCAAAUACUGAGAAAUGCAGCAAAAUAUUUUCCAAGAAUAGAUAUUCAGAGUUUUUGUCUUCAUUAACUUAAAUAUUAAUAAAGUGUUUGCUUUAGAGAAAAAAAUUACUUUGAUUGCAAACUCUUUAUGACCAGGUCUGUUUCUUUGUUCUGUAUUUGUACUGUUCCCAGCAUGACUGGAAUUCUUAGUUGAACUUCACAAGUAAUAAACAGUAAUACCUUAAAAUAAUUUGAUUUAAUUACCUAUCAUAAAAAAUAACACAAUUGGGCUUGUGCUUAUCUUUACCACUUAAACAGUAUAUACUCUUCCUCCACUCCUUUAAUCAAUUUUGUCCUAGCAGCGUGUCCAGACUGUCUUUUUUAAAUUAAAUUGUUAAUAGUGAUUAUCAUUGUACCAGACCUUGUGUGUAGCAUAAAAGUUAUUUCAGUGUCCUGAUAUUACUUGGCUUCUUUGUUUAUAAUAUAUCUGUAUUGUUAAGGGUAUGAGAGGGACAGUUUCCUGGAACAUGCAGUUUUUUCUUGUUCUUACAAUGUAUGAUAAAAUUAUGAAUAUUCCGUUUAAAAGACACAGUCACCCUUGAAGCUGGUGAGUUGAAUCAAUUCUUCUUUAUUGCUAAUUAUGAUGUUUUUACAUGAAGAACAUAUGGGAAAUGCAAGAAGGAAGGUCUGGCUUAGAAAAAAAAAUUGCAUGAGUCUUAGACUGAGAAUUUAUUGUGUUCCUCAAGGAGAGGAGGGAACACCUUCAAUAUAUCAACAAAGUCUUUGCUCUUGUCCUCAGUGUUGCAAGUUCCCUGGGACAUAGUUGGUGAAGAGAAGCCAUUCUGCCUAGUAGGUGAUGAUGAACCACAGUUCUAAU
Cuculus canorus (common cuckoo) is the source of this 4661-nucleotide messenger RNA. It is a transcript of the gene KEL, whose product is annotated as Kell metallo-endopeptidase (Kell blood group). Gene Ontology annotation, molecular function: metalloendopeptidase activity. Gene Ontology annotation, cellular component: plasma membrane. The record is from RefSeq and is a predicted model, not a curated record. Gene Ontology annotation, biological process: protein processing. The transcript has 18 exons. Lineage: Eukaryota; Metazoa; Chordata; Aves; Cuculiformes; Cuculidae. The coding region runs from base 331 to 2487 and encodes 718 amino acids.